AUGAGCUCACGGUCCUAUCGAUUGCAAGGUUUACGGCGCCCAGAUCUUCUGGUGACUCACACUUGGACCAAUCGAACGAAGAUUACCGGGGAGGCUACAGUGACCGAGAAAGCAGCUGAGAUAAGCCACACCACAGACACUGAGGCGACUCAGACAAUCACUGGUCCAUCUAAUCUCCCCAUCUUGAAUACUCGAGCAGAAGCGCAGCCACGAACUGCCCCAUCGCACCACCCUUCCUCGCCAGCGAAGUCUAUCCAUUCAGUUGUUUCAGUAGCAGUCAGUCUAGAUACUGUACAGACGCCUCCUUCCACACCUACGCCUCCUUCCACACCUACGCCUCCUUCCACACCUACGCCUCCUUCCACACCUACUUCCUCAUCCCACUCGAGUGAUGAGUUGUGGGCUCAAGUGGAGGACAUAUACUAG
Suillus clintonianus is the source of this 426-nucleotide messenger RNA. RefSeq lists its product as uncharacterized. Lineage: Eukaryota; Fungi; Basidiomycota; Agaricomycetes; Boletales; Suillaceae. The transcript has 3 exons. The coding region runs from base 1 to 426 and encodes 141 amino acids. The record is from RefSeq and is a predicted model, not a curated record.